GAGAUGAAGAUGCACGAACAGUACUUGCGGUGCGUGGUGCGGGCCUUGUCCAUGUCGGGCAUGACGCAAGGCCCGCGGGCCGCGCCGCUGUUGGAACUCUACCUGGGCCUCGUGUCGUCCGUCGUGGGGGCCUUCUACUUCCUGCUGCUUGCUCGUCACACGAUGGGCUCCUUGUCCCAGCAGCUGCCAGCAUCAACAUCAGGCGUCGUCGUCGGCGGAGGCGGCAGCAGGAGCAGCAGGGCCAGAGCUGCUGACGAGGAGUACGCCGUGUCGUCGUCGUCGACGGGGUGUAAUACUGCUGUUGGCAGCGAGCCGACGACGAGUGGACGCUGCUCUGAUGGAGCAGGGAUGUUGAUGCCCACCCCGACCAUGUCGUGAUACUUUUGUGUGCGACAGGGUCGCUUGAUGUUCUGUCAAUGGGAUUUUGGGAAGCCCUGCUGAGCAGCUGCUUCUAUUAACAUACUCAAGGUAAUGCAUCAACACUCCUGAAGCAUCCAGGACAAGACUCCGAGGAGUCGUCAUCGCGAUAUUUCAUUGAUUUCCCCGCGGUGAUGAUAUGUUCGCUGAUCCGACUUAUUGGGGAAUUUAUUCUUUGAUCAAUGUGGCCAAUUUUUCUUUCUGCCGGUUUUUCAUCCAACAUUGUUGCGUGACUGAAUGAGAACGGGUGAUGGCGUCGGAAAAUGAGAAAUAAAAGUGGAGCAGUGUCUCUUUAUAUA
Molecule: messenger RNA, 716 nt
Organism: Notodromas monacha
Lineage: Eukaryota; Metazoa; Arthropoda; Ostracoda; Podocopida; Cyprididae
Source: the annotation of a GenBank genome assembly